This is a messenger RNA of Sander lucioperca (pikeperch), 1224 nucleotides long. RefSeq lists its product as uncharacterized. The transcript is spliced from 7 exons. The coding region runs from base 16 to 1110 and encodes 364 amino acids. The record is from RefSeq and is a predicted model, not a curated record. Lineage: Eukaryota; Metazoa; Chordata; Actinopteri; Perciformes; Percidae.
GGCGUCGCAGGCAGCAUGCUGGAGACGGUUUUUAAACAGUUGGACUCCCGGGGGACUCCUCUGUGCAGCAGCCAUAUCAACUCCUCACAUGCUGUCUAUAUUGUUCAGACAACAGAGGCAGGCUUCCUCGGCCUCCUCAGCGGCCUCCCAAAGGAACUUCAGCAACUGUUUCCUGUCACCACACAGCAGGACAUUCAGAGCUUAGCUGAAAGAGAUUCUGACGUUCUGUGGGAGGUCACUGAAGUUGAAAACAUCAGUCGUGGAGGAAGAGAAAUGAAUUUCAGCAGCAGGAAGGGAAACAAGAGUGAUGUUAAGGAAGAAGUGAGAGAAACAAUUGUAAAUGGAAUUCUGAAUCCCACAGCGUGUCUCCAUUUGGGCGACGUUAUACUGUUCACUGUUGACACACGUCACUAUCCUCAGUAUGAUCUUGACAACUUGUACAACACAAAUAGCGAUUUUGACUGGGGCGUAUUCAGACUGCUAAAAGAAGAGAUGACUCUGUCUUGGACUCCUCCCAUCUUCUUUGCGGUGGUCUCUAGCCAGCCUGGAGUAUAUGUUUUUAGACUGAGCAGCCAUCAGCACAAACAACUGUAUGUACGGGUGAUGCCUGCAGGCGGCCAGUGUUAUGAGCCCGGCCCCUUCUUCCCCACCAUCCCUCGUCAUGUGACCAGGGUGGGAAUCAGUAGGAGACGCAACCUGUUACUGAGGCCAGAUUGGCUGGUGACAGGAGGGCUGCUAUUUGGAGCUGUGGUCAUCCUCUGUUUAUGUGUUACACUGCUGAUCCUUUUCCGUGAAUAUGGAUGGCCUGAGAAGGAGCCAAUCAGAGCGCGGUAUCGGUUGUUGCAGUUGGCCUACCACAUGGACGACUACUCAUCAAAAGGUUCAAGGGUGAUCUCACUUAAGAAGAUACACCGAAACCAACAAGCUAGAAUGACACAAGACUCCAUUCAGCCAGCCUGUGCAGACACCUUGGAGGACUUUUGGGAUUAUGAGCACCAAGUGGAUCUGGAGGCCUUUAGCAGCAACACAUUCUACGGCCUCCUUCUCAAACAGAGUCUGUCUGUCACCACACGGCUGGGGCAGCUUACCACUGAGGCCAGUAGCUCUUAGUUUAAAUGCUAAAACAUACAGUGUGUGAAAGGAUUGACAUUUACGUCCUCUUUUCCGUCACACAUACUCUGAUGCAUGUCAUUCUUUUAUCUGAGCUUUCUUCCCUUUCCUUGG